Myxocyprinus asiaticus (Chinese sucker) is the source of this 1941-nucleotide messenger RNA. Its product is annotated as O-phosphoseryl-tRNA(Sec) selenium transferase-like. Gene Ontology annotation, molecular function: O-phosphoseryl-tRNA(Sec) selenium transferase activity; tRNA binding. Gene Ontology annotation, biological process: conversion of seryl-tRNAsec to selenocys-tRNAsec; selenocysteine incorporation. Lineage: Eukaryota; Metazoa; Chordata; Actinopteri; Cypriniformes; Catostomidae. Bases 209 to 1732 code for a protein of 507 amino acids. The record is from RefSeq and is a predicted model, not a curated record. The transcript is spliced from 11 exons.
UUAAGGCGUAAACAGUCCAAUGUGAUGCUGACUUUUUUUAAAACUCAUGCUGACACAGAGAUAUUAGAAAAUGUUUAACAGCCACAUUAGUGAAAUCAUCGUUUGCAUUUAUCAGUGUCAAACAGUAUUAGGUCACAUCAGCAGCUCAUUAAACACGUGCACUAAUCGUGCAUUAAACACUGUCAGCGAGUGUCGAGACUAGAAAAGCAUGAACAACGAAAACUUCAACCUGAGCGAAAACAUCGUCUCGUCUUCAUAUGUGCGGCAGGGUCUGCAAGCUCGUCGCAGUCAUGAGCAACUGAUCAGAGUCCUCUUAGAGCAGGGCAAAUGUCCAGUGGAAGGAUGGACCGAAAGCACCAUAGAGCUCUUUCUAAAUGAGCUGGCAGUCAUGGACAGUAAUAACUUUUUAGGGAACUGUGGUGUUGGAGAGAGAGAGGGCAGAGUUGCCUCCAGUCUGGUGGCCAGAAGACAUUACAGACUGAUUCAUGGCAUCGGUCGAUCAGGGGACAUUGCUGCUGUCCAGCCUAAGGCAGCCGGAUCCAGUCUCCUGAAUAAAAUCACUAAUUCAGUAGUGCUAGAUGUUCUAAAAUUUACAGGUGUAAGGAGUGUAUCAUCAUGUUUUGUGGUCCCCAUGGCAACAGGAAUGAGUCUCACAUUGUGUUUCCUCACACUAAGACACAGGAGGCCUGGAGCGCGCUACAUCCUCUGGCCUCGUAUUGACCAAAAGUCCUGUUUCAAGUCUAUGGUGACUGCUGGUUUUGAACCUGUGGUAAUUGAGAAUAUUCUGGAAGGAGAUGAGCUGAGAACAGACCUGGAGGAAGUGGAGAGGAAGAUUGUGGAGUUGGGGGCCAAAAACAUCCUGUGUGUCCAUUCCACAACAUCCUGCUUUGCACCACGUGUCCCUGACAGGCAGGUCAAAACCACUGGAAGCAAACGCCCUCUACUGAAACAUACAUUUUACCCCAUAGAGGUUCUACUAGAGGAACUUGCUGUUCUAUGUGCCAAGCAUAAUAUCCCCCACAUAGUCAAUAAUGCCUAUGGAGUGCAGUCAUCCAAAUGUAUGCACCUGAUUCAGCAGGGUGCCCGCAUAGGGAGAAUUGAUGCCUUUGUCCAAAGUCUUGAUAAGAACUUCAUGGUUCCAGUUGGUGGGGCGAUCAUCGCUGGAUUUGAUGACGUUUUCAUUAAGGAGAUCAGUAAAAUGUACCCUGGUCGAGCUUCUGCCUCCCCAUCUCUAGACGUGCUAAUCACGUUGCUCUCUCUGGGGGCCAGCGGAUACAAGAAACUCUUGUCUGAGAGAAAGGAGCUUUACAGCCACCUGGCAGAGGAGCUGAAAGCUCUGUCCGAGAGGCAUGGAGAGAGACUGCUGCACACACCACACAAUCCAAUAUCACUUGCCAUGUCACUGAAUUGUCUCCAGACUCACAAUGAUAAAGCAGUCACCCAGCUGGGCUCCAUGCUCUUCACCAGACAGGUGUCUGGGGCCAGGGUGGUCCCACUGGGUGUGGAACAGACUGUGAGUGGACACACAUUCCGCGGCUUCAUGUCCCAUUCAGAUGCCUAUUCAUGCCCAUACCUAAACGCAGCAUCUGCUAUAGGAAUAGCCAAAGAAGACAUAUCAUUGUGCAUCAAGAGACUUGAUAAAUGCCUCAAGAGCCUUAGGAAAGAAGCUUCUUCAGAAAAGAUCGAGUCAGCAUCACCAGCUGAAAUUUUGGAUGACCUAACGGUUCCCUGAGAAAACUAUAUCAGGACUAUAUAAUCGUAUAAUUCUCUAGAUAAGAGUUUGACAGUUUUUUUCUGAUAACUUGAAUUUGUGUCAAUUACCUUGUGUGAGUUUUGAUAUGAAAAAAAUCAUAUUUUAGUUUCCUCCAUAUGAAACCAAUAAGGAAACCUGUGUUUGAAAGCUGUUUAAUCUGACUGACAAUAAACACAUAAUUAAAAUAA